This is a messenger RNA of Mus pahari (shrew mouse), 1041 nucleotides long. Its product is annotated as retinoic acid early-inducible protein 1-epsilon-like. The record is from RefSeq and is a predicted model, not a curated record. NCBI's taxonomy places the organism in Eukaryota, Metazoa, Chordata, Mammalia, Rodentia, Muridae. The transcript has 5 exons. Gene Ontology annotation, cellular component: external side of plasma membrane. Gene Ontology annotation, biological process: antigen processing and presentation of endogenous peptide antigen via MHC class I via ER pathway, TAP-independent; positive regulation of T cell mediated cytotoxicity; antigen processing and presentation of endogenous peptide antigen via MHC class Ib. The coding region runs from base 31 to 927 and encodes 298 amino acids.
CCACAGUCACAUCUUCUGUGGGAAGCAACCAUGGCCAAGUCAGCAGCCACCAAGCACAAUCAUUCUAUGAACCAGGGGCUGUUAAUUCUCCUGAGCUGUGGACACACCAAGCUGCUGGCUGAUGCACAUUCUCUCAGGUGCAACUUGUUCAUCAAGGCUCCUACUGCAGCAGAAGGUCUCUGGUGUGAAGUACAGUGCUCAAGGGAUGGAAUAGCUUUCCUUCAUUUUAAUAACAUAAACAAGACCAUGACUUCAGGUAACCCAGGGAAGAUGGCCAAUGCCACUGAAGUGCAGAAAUGUCUGACACAACAUCUGGAAGAUUUGGGCCAGGAGUUGAGGGACAAGGUGUCUAACACCAAAGUGGACACUCACAAGACCCAUGGUUACCCACCUUUACAAGUCACCAUGCUUUGUCAUCACAGCCAGGGACAAAUUAAUACUGCCAUCUGGAAAUUCAACAUCAGUGACAAUUACUCCUUCACCUUUGACACAAUGAAUAUGAGCUGGAGACCGACUAAUGAUGAAUCAGGGGUUAUCAUGAAUAGAUGGAAAGAUGAUGGGAAAUUUGUGAAACAAUUGAAAUUCUUCAUAGCCGAAUGCAGUCAGAAACUUGAUGAAUCCUUUAAGCAGCCCAAGGAAAAACCAAGAUCAACCUCAAAAUCCCCCAGUAUCGCACAGCUGACAUCAACUACCCAGCUUCCACCUACAGGCCACUCUACUUAUAUGGAAGUAUAUAUCUCUGUGGGACUCAUCCUAUUAAUAAUUAUUUUCAGUUGCAUUUGCAUCUCCUUGAGGAGGGAACAUCAUACCCAAGGAGAAGCCAGAGGAGUGCAUCGGAUCCUGUGGAACUGGAGUUACAGUUGGUUUCCAAUACUGGGAACUGAAUCCAGGACUUCUCCAAGAACAGCGAGUGCUCUUUACUACUGAGCCUCAUCUCCAUCCUCUAAUACAUUCCUUAAUAAGAAAAUAUAGUCUGAAUAUUAUUAAACCCAGGGCAAUUCCCACAACAAGCUUCACAAUGAAGUUGAUUGUUUCAGAAUC